Molecule: messenger RNA, 2451 nt
Organism: Lytechinus pictus (painted urchin)
Lineage: Eukaryota; Metazoa; Echinodermata; Echinoidea; Temnopleuroida; Toxopneustidae
Product: zinc finger protein 609-like
Exons: 2
Coding region: 541-1350 (269 amino acids)
Biological process (GO): regulation of transcription by RNA polymerase II
Cellular component (GO): nucleus
Source: RefSeq, a predicted model, not a curated record
UUUGACAAUGAUGAACUAGAAAGAUUUCUAACAGUCUGCAGAUCGUCUGACAAUGAACACAGGGCCUCAUUGGGAAGGUCAGUCAAGGUGACUGUAUAAACUUGCAAAAUGCUUCUAGUCGCAGUGAACUAGACUGUAAACAACUUCUGCGCUUUAUAGGAAGGAUUCAUUGGGUUUGGAAGAUAAGACUAGGAGGUUGUAUGACAAGUCAGUAAUCGGAUUACCUGGAUUGUUUGCAAAGAAUGAUGAGCAUUGCCCUUUAAAGAGGUGCAGUGACUUGUUUGGAUUUAUACUCACUGGAUCUCUCCCAAGUUCUUGGAGCCUAUGGUGUUGAAUAUGUGCAAAAGUGAUACAGCAAUCUGAUAUCAGUAGUGAUUUUGUGUCCCGACCAGAGUUUUGGCUUCUUGAUUGCUGUCUGUGCUCCCGUAGCCCAGAUGUGAUCGUUACCAGCCUUACCGAAGAAGGUGUCACAGUGCGGCUCUUUGUCGCACUCCACACGAUAGCUUACUCCAAAAGGCAUCUCGGCCCGAGUGUCACAAGAUGGACAGUAGCCACACUCGGGACGAUACCAAUGCACCAAGUUACGACAGCAGCGACGAGUGGGAGAUAGGAUUGGGUAAUCUCAUCAUCGACCUUGAUGCUGAUCUGGAGAAAGAUGGUCACCAUGAAGGUGCUCCUGCGCAUCUGGAUGCCAGCCCCAUGAAGGUCGGCAAGAUGAAGAUCAAACGCAAAGUUAGCAGUAGUAUCACCAAAGGUGAAGGGGUGUCUCCUAUCACCGUUCGCAAGGACUCGAAUGCAAGCACAGGAUCCUCGCCCACUAUGGACGAUGUAUCUGGCACUUACGCCUCUCCGGAUCGGUCGGGGAGGACCGAAGACCUGAUUGGAAAACCGAUUAAGAUUGUUGCAGCACCCUGCACCCAGAGUGGAAGUAGCAAUAGCAGUGGUGCGAAGCGAGAGAUGAAUCCCGGGUUAAAACUUGAUAAGCUUGUCCCGAACCUUGCAAUUAAACCCAUGGCAACCAUGAGCAACACGUCGCAGUUAAAGACUCCCAGUACGAACCUUCUCAACCCCUCUCCUGCUACCACGUCUAUACCCCCUCAGAACACCCCUCCAACCAGACCUAGCACCCUGCACCUUCCUGGAGAAGGGAACAGUCAACAGAAGAGCCCUGGUGAGGAGGGGGAAGGAGAGGAGGUUAACAGUAAGAAGACAAAAAUGGAGAAAGACUGUAAGGUGGAUGGUGCAGUCGGGAAGAGGAGUGGAGAGGCCAGCUGUAGUGGAAGGAAACAUGGAGGAAAGAAGGCUAAGGUUGAUAAGGUAAUAACUUUAUUCUCAUUUUACAUUAAUUGAUUUUUGCAUCCUCUAUGUCUGUUGGGUCAUGUUUAGUAUUUUGCUAAUUUAUUUGUGAGUUUUAAUUUUUGUGCCUUAUCCUCUUCUCUACCAUUACUGUUCCUCUUCGUUUUAUCUGUUCAUAUUUUUUUACUAUCACUACAUUUACAUUUUUUUUAAAUUAUUACUUUUUGUAAAUUACAAAAAAUAGAAAACAGUAUCUUUUAGACAAAUCCGCACAUGAUAUUAAGCCAUAAUGAAGAAGUUGCUUGUAUUUAUUUGUUUUGAAUCUGAAAGCAUUACUUGCAAAAUAGGCCUGGGAUGUUAUCCACUGAAGCAGUCAUUCAGGUUUAGCUUCUCUGAAAGUCAAAUGCACUUGAGUGUCAUCCCACGUUUCUCGCUUGGAGUGGCUGAUUAGGUUCAACCUCACAACAUCCCACGUUCAAUCCCAAGAAUGUGAUAAUAGACCUCAUAAUCACUUGUGAAGGGCCUUCAGCUUAUCGCCGCUUUGCACCCAUUUCAUUCAGAGUUGCUGUCUCCCAUGUUGCAUGAUUCGCCGCCGCAGUAGAUGAAUGAUAAUCAUUUCCAAUUUCCUUCCGUCUUUUACUGAUGGGUCAAUUUGCCAUGUUUUGGGAAUCAGGGGAAGGGGAGACCUCAGAGAAAUUACAAUUAUUUCAUGGUAUUGAUUCACUAUUGAAACAAAUUAGCUUUUAAUUGUUAUUCUCAUGAAUGAGGCCUACGUAGCAUGUGCAGAUCAUUGAUAGAAUUGGAAAUCCUUACAUAGGUAAUCAGAUACACAGGGUGAUAAUUUUUUUAAAGUAAUCGGUAAUGAUGAUUAUCGUGUCAUGUACCACCAUUGAUAAUAGUUAAUAGUACUUUGUAAACCUAAUCUUCACACCUCUCGGAAUUGGGAAAGCAUUCAAGAAGAAUUUUUUUUCAAAAUGAAUACAUUCUGUAAAAUUCCUUACAGGCUAAAUGGGAAUGUAUGGCUGUUUUCUGAUCAAAUAUUACUUGGCUUCAGCCUGCUUGCUGAGGGAUCAAGAGGGAUAGGUGGUGUGUCACCCUGUAUAAGCUUACCCUAAAUCUAGGGGUCAUUCAGAGGGGGAGUGUGCUACUCAUUUC